This is a messenger RNA of Rattus norvegicus (Norway rat), 4171 nucleotides long. RefSeq names its product lysophosphatidic acid receptor 4 (gene Lpar4). The coding region runs from base 552 to 1664 and encodes 370 amino acids. The record is from RefSeq and is marked provisional. Gene Ontology annotation, molecular function: G protein-coupled receptor activity. NCBI's taxonomy places the organism in Eukaryota, Metazoa, Chordata, Mammalia, Rodentia, Muridae. Gene Ontology annotation, biological process: G protein-coupled receptor signaling pathway; signal transduction. Gene Ontology annotation, cellular component: membrane. The transcript is spliced from 3 exons.
AGAGUUCCCCCGGCGGCCCUCGGCUCCAGCAAGGACUUUGGGCCUUUUCUUGUGUCCUGUUUGUUAAAGGCAUGCGGGCUACAGCAUUCAAGAGGGCCAGUCCUUAACAAAGGGAAGGAGAUAAAUGUAAAUAAGCUCACAUUUUCAGAAUGAGCGGUUUGCAGUAAGGAGCUGCGGCAGCCCAGAGUCUGCUCCUUUUGGGCUGGACUAACCUUUCCCUUUUUUUUUUUUGUUUUUCUUUUUGUUUUUGUUUUUUUUUUUUAAUGGAUAAAAAUAUGCUCUUCCAAAGUGCGAGUUGCCCGUUUACAUGAUUAUUAGCUAACUAUCUACAGGCAUGAGCACAUUCUCUCAUCUAGCACACUCUUUUUUGGGCACUCAUUCGAGGAAUUCUUUGAACACCUGUCUCCAGAGAACUCAUUGAUUAUCCACAUUUCAGAUAAAUCUGGUGUCAGAGUUUGGUUUGAACUAACUAAUGAAGAAAACACCCUCUACUGGUCCCUAGUCUCAAGAGUGGUGAACCCCUGCACCUAGCAGGCUCUCUGGGAAAAUCCAUGGGUGACAGAAGAUUUAUUGACUUCCAAUUCCAAGAUUUAAAUUCAAGUCUCAGACCCAGGUUGGGAAAUGCAACUGCCAAUAAUACUUGCAUUGUUGACGACUCCUUCAAGUAUAAUCUGAAUGGUGCUGUCUAUAGUGUUGUAUUUAUCCUGGGCUUAAUAACCAACAGUGCUUCCCUGUUUGUCUUCUGCUUCCGCAUGAAAAUGAGAAGUGAGACCGCUAUUUUCAUCACCAAUCUGGCCCUCUCUGACUUGCUUUUUGUCUGUACCCUACCUUUCAAAAUAUUUUACAACUUUAACCGCCACUGGCCGUUUGGUGACACCCUCUGUAAGAUCUCAGGGACUGCAUUCCUCACCAACAUCUAUGGGAGCAUGCUCUUCCUCACCUGCAUUAGUGUGGAUCGUUUCCUAGCCAUUGUCUAUCCCUUCCGAUCUCGUACCAUCAGGACCAGGAGGAAUUCCGCCAUUGUGUGCGCUGGAGUCUGGAUCCUAGUCCUCAGUGGUGGUAUUUCAGCGUCUUUGUUUUCCACCACUAACGUCAACAAUGCGACCACCACUUGCUUUGAAGGCUUCUCCAAACGUGUCUGGAAGACUUACCUGUCCAAGAUCACCAUAUUCAUUGAAGUUGUUGGGUUCAUCAUUCCUCUGAUAUUGAAUGUUUCCUGCUCUUCUGUGGUGCUUAGAACCCUCCGCAAGCCUGCAACAUUGUCUCAAAUUGGGACCAAUAAGAAAAAAGUGUUGAAGAUGAUCACAGUGCAUAUGGCAGUUUUUGUGGUAUGCUUCGUACCAUAUAACUCUGUUCUCUUUUUAUAUGCCUUGGUACGUUCCCAAGCCAUUACUAAUUGCUUAUUGGAAAGGUUUGCAAAGAUAAUGUACCCGAUUACCUUGUGCCUUGCAACUCUGAAUUGUUGCUUUGACCCUUUUAUCUAUUACUUCACUCUUGAAUCUUUUCAGAAAUCCUUUUAUAUCAACACACACAUAAGGAUGGAGUCGCUGUUUAAGACUGAGACACCUCUGACCCCCAAACCUUCCCUUCCAGCUAUCCAAGAGGAAGUUAGUGAUCAAACAACAAAUAAUGGUGGUGAACUAAUGCUGGAAUCCACCUUCUAGGCACAGGAAUUGUCUUUCAGGUUCAGCUACAGUGUCUCUUAUGAUUUUUUCUUCCUAUGCUAUAAAUAAGAGAAACAAAUUGAAGCUAAUGAUACUGAGAAUAGAUUAAUGUACCAAAUGCAGUCAGAUACAUUUGUUUGAACACUAUUGUACAUAUUGUUUUGUUCAGUAAUUAUAGGUCAAGUCUAAUUACAACAACCAAAACAGAUCAGACUCUUCUGUUGAGUUGACUUUUCAUUACAUAAAUGACCAGUGGUCUUGACUUUUAGUGAUGUGGGGUUAUUUUAAAACUUAAAAAAAGCAUUCCAGUAAUUUUGGUAAUUGGGUUGGGCCUAUAAAUAUAGAACAAAUUCAGGGAUUAUUUAAAAAUGUCUGUGUUACUACUGAUAUAUGCUAGUAUUUUUUUUCCUUUUUUGAAUUAUCAUUGAAUUUAUUUUACAAAAAGAACUAUUUUUAGCUAAUGUUAGUAAGACAUUUUGAGAAAUAGAAAUAUGUUGAAUUUUAAAGAAUUGGCAAAUUUUAUCUAGAUUUUAACAACAUAAAUGAAGUGUUUGAAUGAAUAUGGGUGGGAAAAUUUGGAAUUUAGACAUUUUCACAUAUAUAGUAACUACAAUUAGUGUCAGCUUUUAAAACUUUAAAAUAAUUUUAGAAUUUUCAUAUGAAAUUGUUAAUCCUCAAAGCUGCUGCAGAUGUGCCUGGCAGGUAUCAAAUGGAAAACUCAUAAAAUUAACAGUGUCAAUUAAACUUUAAGCAACACUACAAUAUUUCUUAAGAUUUUCACUUAUCUUUUAUGGGGGUGGGGACUGACUUGUAUAAAAUAUUUAUUCUUCAUGUUAAAUGUUGGGGACACAGUAUAGCCAGAGAGCUCUAUAGUAUUUGUGUCCAGGUCAGGAGCAAGUUGAAAAGGUAAGUGAACAGAGUAAUAGCAGCAAGAUAUCUUAGAGUAGUUUUUGAGGUGGGGGUUAGAUAGCUGUAACUUUGAAAUACGUACUCUUUUCUAUAAAUUUUGGAGCACAUUGUAGCCAAGGUGCUGCUAAAUUUGUGCUCGGGUUGGGAGCAUAUUGAAAAAGAUGUGUACAUUAAUAAAAAACAAAAAACAAAAAAACCAAAAAGAAAAAUUAAUAAAAAACCCACAAAACUAGAAAAGAAAAAAAAUCAAAUAAGAAAAAAAUAGUUCCUAACACUUGCAUCACUGUUUUACUAUUUUUAAAGUUCUAUAAACUUAAAAGUACUAUGCCACUUUAAUAAACAUUUUAGUAUAAUUCAAUUCAAAAUCUGCUAAAAUUGUGUCUGGGACAGGAUUGAAUACAUACAUGUAGAAAAAUACAUAAUUUAUAAAACUCCCAAGUGCUACAGCUUGCAGAUGAUGCCUUGGAUCAAAAUGCAUCUAGGCAACUGCACAAUUGGCACCAAGUUUGAGAGGGAAUUAAUAAAAACAUCAUUUUGAAAUUUAUAAAAGAAUCUUUUUGGAACUCACUUAAACAACAAAUAAGAAUCUUUACAAUAUUAUUUUUCUGAUGUAUAUAGUAGAUAUACCUUAAAUAUGCAUCAGUCAGUUUAAAUAAUAUGCACAAAAUGUGACAAUUAAAAAAUAUCCGAAAAUUUCAAGUAAACAUCCAGUAAUAACACAUGUUGUAUACUGCUGAACUUGUGCCAGAGAGUGGUUAAAUUAAAAACCACAAAACAAUGAUGAAAUGGUAAAAAAUUCCAAAACAAUGAGAAAAUUCUUGAAAUUCCUUAACCUGUGACUUGUAGGCUUAAAAAUAAUUUUUAAAAAAAGUAAAAAUUUGUGUGCACAAUGCAGUGUUAAAGGCUGCUGAUUUGGGGCUUGGGUUAGGAACUAGCUGAAAAAAAAGUUGCUAAAACAAUAGAACAAUAGUAAAAAUGAAUUCAUGAUUUAAACUCCUAAAAAUAACUAUGCAUUAUAUUGUCUUGCAGAGAAUGGUGACUGUUGGAGUACAUAAGGCUUGUAGGCUCAGUUAGACAAAAGUAGGUUAAGUUAGAUGGAGUUCAGUUGUUAGUUAACACUACAAGUUCAAACUAGUAAUCAAAGUAGGAAAAACUUGCUUGUUUCCUUCAGUAUUUUUUUGUGUUUUUUUUUUUUUUUUGGUAAUAUUGAACUAUAUGUGAACUCUCUGUACUCUUAGCUGUUAAAAUUAUGGAAUUUUAGCAUUAUGGUAUCAAAUUAUUGAAUUGGAUGUUAACUGAAUUCACAUGAAAUACAUUUAAGAAAUCGUUUGCAUUUUGCAUAAUCUCCAUGUUUAAUGUUGCUUACUCUUUCAUAUUUUCCUUUAUUUUGGUUAAUUUUCAUUUUUAUAUUUAAUAUAACUCGAUAGUAAUAAAAAUGGUGGUGUGAAUAAUGUAACCAACAAAUUGUAAUGUAUACCUAAUUGUAAAGUUGAAUUUAUUUUACAUUUAUAAGCACAGGUAAUCCUUCAGCUGUAAUUACAACUUUCAUUUAAAUGUUUAUUAAAUGUAAUAAAACAUAUUUGGAUUAUUAAGGUAUU